Messenger RNA from Ustilago hordei, 2163 nucleotides. RefSeq lists its product as uncharacterized. The coding region runs from base 1 to 2163 and encodes 720 amino acids. Lineage: Eukaryota; Fungi; Basidiomycota; Ustilaginomycetes; Ustilaginales; Ustilaginaceae. The transcript has a single exon. The record is from RefSeq and is a predicted model, not a curated record. Gene Ontology annotation, molecular function: hydrolase activity, acting on ester bonds.
AUGGGAGUCAAAGGCUUGACCUCGUUCGUCAAGAAAAUCCGACAUGCGGUCUCUGAAGAAGUCACCAUUGCUGUCAAAGGUGCCUCCAAUGUCACUCCCGGCACCUCAACAACCACUACCCCAACAGGCCCAUUCAUCAUCGACGGCUGGGCAUGGAUCUUCCGCGCAUACCUAGACUUCUUCACCGAAUCCCUCCGUGGCGGCGAAUACAUCGGCUAUACUCUCCACGUCCGACACUUUAUCAAUACUCUACGUCAAGCCGGCUUGGAACCGAUCUUUGUCUUUGAUGGUCCUUAUCUCCCUCUCAAGCUUCCCACCGUCUAUGCGCGGAUGAACGAAAGCGCGGGAGGGAACUCAGCCUUUAUGCGCUCUUCUUCGAGGUCGAAGCCAGGGUUUCAAGUGUCGAUGGGCGUCUUCCCGCCACUUAUCUACGAUUGUACACUGGAGGCACUGAGGCAGUGUAAAGUGCAGAUUGUGGUAGAGGAGAUUGAGGCCGAUAGUGCGGUGGCGGAACUGGCGGAUAGAAUGGGUGGAUGGGCGGUGAGUAACGACUCUGACUUCUUUAUUCUUUGUGCGAGGGGGACACAGUGCAAAGGGUAUGUGCCCAUUGAUACGGUGGAGUUUCUUGUGAAGCCAGCGCAAAAGGAGCAGUCGCAAGGGGCGGAAGCAGUACCUACAGGUGCUUUCGAAGACGAUGGUUUUGCGCAGGUGGGCAAGGGUGGUAAGGCUAAAGGUCGAAAGGGAGGGAGCAACGCAGAACCUGCAGAGGUUCAACUGCAAGUCCUCGAUCGUCCACUACGAGGGCCUGAGGAUGGCUCACUCACCGCAAUUCGUUUCACCUCCUACUCUUCCGCCAAAGUAGCCGCCGCACUCGGUAUUACUACCUCGAUGCUUCCCCUUCUAGCAGCGUUGGUGGGCAACGACUACACAGCAAGCAUCCAAAAACGCAUCCUCGACCCUGCACUCCCCUUCGGUCCCCAACGAAUCACUUUCAUCGCCAACGCCAUCAAAACCGAGACUCUGCGUAUGGCCUCCUCUGGCAAUCGCACUCCAGGUCUCCGGUCUGGAAUGGCCACUCCUUCCGCCUCGCGCACCGGUCUCGGUCGAACUUCUGCUGGCUGGGGCGCACUCGCAGCCCGCAGCGGUGCAGGAUCAGCAAUGACCUCGGCUACCGCCACUCCCGUUGGCGACAUAAUGUAUCCCAAACUCGACGAAGCACUCGCAGCACUAGCUCUUAACGAUCCGGCUCGAUUUAUGGUUCAAUCUGUUAUCGAACGAAUUCUUGCCGGAGUAGCCCAACGCACACGCGAAGCAUAUGUCACAUCGGGCGAACAGGAAAAGCUAGUCGAUGCAGUCAUCGAUUCCGUCGCUACAUACUCUCUGCUGAGCGAUCCUUCGGCAAUCCAUCGGUCGACACCAAGUGCGGAGUUCUUUGCAGACUCCAAACCCGAAUCUUCACGUCCAGCGCACCGUAAAGGCUUGUGGAAGUACCGUGAUGCAUACGCCAAGGGACACUUUGACCGGCUCUUAGUGGAGGUGAUGACUUUGCGGAUCUGCACAAAUAGAAUGGCACCUGAAGAUCCGGAUCAGAAGUCGACCCAGUCUACCCAUGCACGAGACGUGCGCAACUGGGUUUUUUCAACUCUCUUUUCCACCUGGGGAAUGAGUUGGGCGAGAGAUACGCUCGAAGAGCCCCUCCCCAAUACUGAAGACGAUGACAAAGAUGAUUCUGUCGGAGGUACGCAUCGUGGUGCGAUUCCAAUCCUAGCAGGUCCAGGACCGAACAAAGUUAACUGGGCAGAAGAAGGCGAUCCUGAAGAACUCGUUCCGGUGCAAACCCCGCCUUCAUCCUUCGGCAGCUCGAUGUAUCGCGAUGAAGACGGCGAGGAGGAGGAGGAGGGGGAGGAAGAGGAAGAUAAGGAAGAUGAGGAAGAUGAGGAUGAGGUGAAGUCAAGACCUGGAUCAGCAGCGGGGUUGGCAGAUGCGGCGGAGGUGGAGGGUGGGGUCAAACCGGCACCGGUAGUAGAAGAUUUCAGUAGGAAAGGUGACAGGUACGCUGCUGAAGUGUGUCCGAUUUGGUCGUUUGAUACAUUGGUGGGGAAGCAGAGGGAAGAGUUGGGAAUUGAGCCUCCAGAGGUGCUGAAGAAGUAUUUGCGCGCUUAG